Molecule: messenger RNA, 1633 nt
Organism: Lentinula edodes (shiitake mushroom)
Lineage: Eukaryota; Fungi; Basidiomycota; Agaricomycetes; Agaricales; Omphalotaceae
Product: T-complex protein 1
Exons: 9
Coding region: 14-1633 (539 amino acids)
Biological process (GO): protein folding
Cellular component (GO): chaperonin-containing T-complex
Molecular function (GO): ATP-dependent protein folding chaperone; ATP hydrolysis activity; ATP binding
Source: RefSeq, a predicted model, not a curated record
CUACUUUUUCCUCAUGGCAUCCAGAGGUCCGGCUCCAGCCCAGCAGGGUGUAACGAAAACUCUUUCUGGAUCCAAUGCCACUUUUAAUGACAAGGGUAAACCUAUGGAGCUUAGAUUGUCAAAUAUGGUCGCCGCAAAGGCGAUUAGUGACGCUGUGCGGACUUCUCUGGGACCAAGAGGAAUGGACAAGAUGAUCCAAACCGCUAAAGGCGAAACCAUCAUAACCAAUGACGGUGCUACUAUUCUGAAGAGCAUACAAGCGCUACAUCCCGCAGCCAAGAUGCUCGUUGACCUAUCGGCUGCUCAAGACGUAGAGGCGGGAGAUGGCACGACCUCGGUUGUCGUCCUUGCCGGAAGUUUUCUUGGUGCUGCAGAAAAAAUGCUCCAGAAAGGAAUCCAUCCUACUCUUGUAGCCGAGUCAUUUCUCAAAGCUUCCGUAAAAGCUACGGAAUAUCUGACUGACAUCUCAACUCCCGUGGACUUAAAUGACAAACCCAGUCUUCUGCGUGCGGCGAGCACAUCUCUCAAUUCCAAGAUCGUAUCUCAGUACUCAUCCACAUUAGCACCCAUCGCUGUCGCCGCCGUCACUCGUCUGGUAACACCAACGUCUUCGAAUGUCGACCUUCGAGACAUCCGUGUGGUCAAGAAAAUUGGUGGCACAAUCGAAGACACCGAGCUAGUUGAAGGGGUCGUACUCAAUCAAAACGUUGUCACUGCAGCUGGUGGACCGACCCGGGUCGAAAAGGCCAAAAUUGCCAUCGCACAAUUCCAAUUAUCUGCACCGAAACCGGAUAUGGAUAACACCGUCGUUAUCAAUGAUUAUCGUCAGAUGGACAAAGUCAUCAAGGAGGGACGACAGUACCUGCUCAACAUGUGCAAGAAAAUCAAGAAAGCCAACUGCAACGUUCUUCUUCUCCAAAAAUCCAUUCUUCGUGAUGCUGUUGAUGACACCUCGCUUAAUUUCUUGAAGCGGCUGAACAUCUUGGUCGUAAAGGACGUUGAACGUGACGAGAUUGAGUUUUUGUCAAAGAGCUUGGGCUGCAAGCCAAUUGCGGACAUCGAGGCCUUCACCGAAGAUAAACUUGGUUACGCAGACCUUGUUGAGGAGACUUCUGCAGAUGAAGUGAAGGUCGUGAAGAUUACUGGUAUCAAAAAUCGAGGUCGAACUGUAAGUAUUCUGGCGAUGGGAAGCAACAAUCUGGUAGUAGAGGAGUGCGAGCGUAGUUUACAUGAUGCUCUCUGUGUCGUUCGGUGUUUGGUCAAGAAACGGGCACUGAUUGGCGGUGGUGGUGCGCCAGAAAUCCAUGUGUCUAGGAUGCUCUCACAGUAUGCACAAUCACUCAAGGGCAUGGAAGCCUACUGUUUCCAGGCAUAUGCAGAUGCCCUAGAGGUGAUUCCGACGACGCUCGCUGAAAAUGCUGGCCUCAAUCCUAUCGCAAUCGUAACUGAACUACGGAAUCGCCAUGCUCUCGGUGAGAGGACGGCGGGUAUCAAUGUUAGAAAGGGUCUCAUAUCCAAUAUUUUGGAGGAAGAUGUAGUGCAGCCUCUACUCGUUUCCACUAGUGCGGUUGAACUUGCCACAGAGACAGUAUGUCUUCUGCUUAAAAUUGACGACUAUGUGCAAAGUCGAUGA